AUGGUCGACGAAGAACCUUCCAUCAACAUCCCCUCCCUGCUCACUUUAGCAGUUGUCUCCUUCCUGGUUAUACGCUGGUUCCUGAAUCGUGAUGGCAGCAAUGGAGGUGCGAAUGGUGCUGGUCGGUCACGCGGUCGCAUGAUUGAUCCCGCUCAGGUUGAGCAGAUAUCGCAAAUGUUUCCGCAGUUGAAUCGGAGGGACAUCAUGUGGGAUUUGCAGAGGAAUGGAGGCAGUGUUGCGGCGACUACAGAGAGGAUAUUGACUGGACGAGGACUAGAUACGCCUCCACCAUCAUAUCAACCCCAGAUCCCACAACCUGCCAGUCCCACUACCAAUACUACACCUAUACCAGCCGCCAAGUCCGGGUCCCAAGACCUUAUAUCGCGCUACAACCUGAGCCAGCGAAUCGCCGAAGAACAAGAAAUAUCCUCUAAACAGGAAAGCGCCUGGUCACAGAACAAGAGUGAGCGUCAGCGACUGUUGCAGAAGCGAAGAGAUGAUAUGAUUCUGGCGGCUAGGAGGAAACUUCAGCAGAAAGAUCGGGAGACUUCUCAUGCGCAGGGUCCUGCUUUAUAA
This is a messenger RNA of Talaromyces amestolkiae, 576 nucleotides long. RefSeq lists its product as uncharacterized. The transcript has 2 exons. NCBI's taxonomy places the organism in Eukaryota, Fungi, Ascomycota, Eurotiomycetes, Eurotiales, Trichocomaceae. Bases 1 to 576 code for a protein of 191 amino acids. The record is from RefSeq and is a predicted model, not a curated record. Gene Ontology annotation, molecular function: ubiquitin binding.